This is a messenger RNA of Magallana angulata, 2392 nucleotides long. Its product is annotated as chorion peroxidase-like. Bases 95 to 2239 code for a protein of 714 amino acids. NCBI's taxonomy places the organism in Eukaryota, Metazoa, Mollusca, Bivalvia, Ostreida, Ostreidae. Gene Ontology annotation, molecular function: heme binding; peroxidase activity. The transcript is spliced from 11 exons. Gene Ontology annotation, biological process: response to oxidative stress. The record is from RefSeq and is a predicted model, not a curated record.
AAUUGUUUUAGGGUCAUAUUAUCUGAUACAUGAUUUAAAAAAGUGGAUUCACGACCCUCCAGUUCAGAUAGGGGUUGCAGGUCCAACCAUCAAAAUGUACCAGUCAAGGGGAUUAGGAGUCAUGACGGGGUUGUUUUUCCUGUUUGUUGCAUCAUCUGCAUACUCCAAUUUCAACAUUGAAUUGGUUUUGAAUACAAACAUCGAACAUUCAUUAAACCCGGAACGUUUUUCACAAAGACAAGGGUACGGCCCACAUUCACCUAAUAAGCAUGGGUACAGCUCUGUCGUCUCGGGAAAACCAAGUCCUCACUUCAGGAGACGUUCAAGGUUGCCCGAGCCUGACCAAGAAGUUCUACUGAAAAUUCCUGCAACCUUUAACUGUAGGUGUUAUAAUGACGAUCCAGUUCAGGGCAGGAUUCACUACCAAUCACGACGAAGAUGGUUGCAAAGUAAAAACAGACGUCGUGAGGCUGAGGAGGUAGAGGAAGAAGAAGAUGACGAUGAAGAUUGUGAUUUUGCGAGGAGGCUUUCUUGCGAUUACACCUCAAAAUUCAGAACAAUUAAUGGGAGCUGUAAUAACCUUGCUCAUCCUUACUGGGGAAUGGCGGAAACGCCGCUCAUCCGGUUCCUCUGCUCGGUCUAUGAGGACGGCAUGGGUGCUCCGAGGAGUAGAGGUAAGUUUCGACCUCUCCCGGAGCCCAGGGAAAUUAGGUUGAAGGUACACGACAAGAGUCGUCCGCGCCAUGAACUGAAAAGGUUUACCCAUUAUUUGAUGUUCUUUGGACAAAUGUUGAGUCACGAUCUUCAAGAAAACGUAAAAUCUGAAACACCCGACGGAGAAGAUCUGGACUGCUGUGGUAUCCACAGAAGUGACCCUAACUGUAUCAUGAGAUUAAGAAUAAGGGGCAAUGACCCAUUUUACGGCCCCUUUGGAGUACGCUGUUUGAAUUUCUCUCGCUCUGAAGCAUCUCCCGACUUAAAUUGCAAUUUCAAGGUGCGUCAGACCAUCACAGAGUACACUAUGUACAUCGACGGCUCGUCGUUUUACGGAUCAAACGAAAAGGAUUACCCGGAUUUAAGAACAUUUAUCGGUGGUUUACUGACAACGCAAGACCACCCCCACGGCGAAGGUGAGUUGAUGCCUCCCACAGACGAACCGGAGGACGGAUGUCGCGAAACAACCUUCAAAUGUUUCCACUCUGGCGAUGGUCGAGUAAAUCAACAGGCUCCACUUAUUGCUCAGCACACGCUCUGGCUUCGUGAACACAACAGACUCGCCAGAAAGCUGGCGGAGCUGUAUCCUAAUUGGGACGAUGAAAGGCUCUUCCAGGAAGCCAGAAAAAUAGUGGGCGCCAUGUUCCAACACAUCACAUACACAGAGUACCUGCCACUGAUUCUCGGUGAUGACAUCAUGGACCAGUUUCAACUCAGACCCCUCCCCAAAGGUUCCUUUUUCGAGGGAUACGAUGCAUGCGUUAACCCUACAAUCCGCCAGGGAUUCUUCGCUGCUGCUUUCCGGUUUGGACACAGCAUGAUCAACGAUUUCGUCGGAUUUCAGCCGGCCUCGGGUGACUACCACCGGGACCGUUUAAGGGAUAUCUUCAAUAUUCCGGACCAUCUGUAUCAAAGGGAAGGAAUCGAGCAAACCAUUCGUGGCCUCUACCUUGAGCGGUCCCAAAGUGUUGACAGGUUAAAGUCAGAGGAAGUACUGAACCAUUUGUUUGAGAUUGGUCCCGGUACAGGGUCAGACCUGAUCUCCAUCAACAUCAACAGGGGGCGGGACCACGCCAUCCCUCCCUACAUGAGCUACAGGAAGAUGUGUAACCUGUACACCACCAACAAGUUCUCCGGCCUUGUGGACCACACCCAAGAUGUCCGCGAACUCCUAGCGGAAACUUACGAUCAUGUCAAUGACAUUGAUUUGUUUACGGGCGCUGUCUCCGAGACGCCAUUAGAUGGCGCUUUAGUGGGACCAACGCUGGCCUGUAUCAUUGGACUGCAGUUCAAAGCGCUGAAGGUUGGAGACCGCUUCUACUACGAAAACAAUAAACCUUACGCAGGCUUUCGUCUUUCCCAAAUUGACCAGAUCAAGAACACCACUCUGGCUCAAGUUAUCUGUAGAAAUAUGAACAUUGGGAAGAUACAGAAGAACGUUUUCAUUCACGGUUUGCCUGAAGUGGACUGUGCAGACAUUCAGAACGACAUUGAUCUGACACACUGGGCUGACCCUACACCUUAGUGUCAUACCGGGAAACUUUUCUCCUCUCAGUGCAAUUUGUCUUUUACUUUCAGAUAACAUUUAUGUUUCGUAAUUCAUUAUUCAAUGUCGUUCAAUUUCUUGAUACUUCUUUUUUCAAGAUGGCAUAAAUUUGAAUUUGAUUUAUUAAAUAGU